AUGGGUCUAGUGUCACAGUCCUAUCCUCGUCAUCAGGAAAGCCACGUAUUCACAGCGGCCGGUGGAAACAAGCGCAACCUGCCACGUCAAAAUCAAGUACACGUGGCAGAUUCCGUGCCAAAAGAUUCACUGCUUAGGCCGACUCUGAAGCAAACUGUAACCACAAGGCAAAACUUCAAAAUCUCAGCUCAAAAGAUGGAAAUUACUUACAGCUAUAGGCCAUGUUUCGAUCCCGUCUUCGAAUCAGUCAUUGAAAGACUACACCCUCCCAGGGUCUCUAUUGAUAACAUCACAUGCGAAGACUGCACGCUUGUAAAGGUUGAUAGCGCAAACAAGCAUGGCAUAUUGCUGGAGAUGGUCCAAGUCCUGACGGAUCUUGACCUCGUCAUUUCCAAAUCAUACAUUUCUUCUGAUGGUGGUUGGUUCAUGGAUGUGUUCCACGUGACGGACCAGCUCGGCAACAAAAUUACUGAAGAAAGCCUCAUAAAUUACAUCAAGCAGGCAAUGUGUGCAAAUAGGAGGGCUUCAAUGGAGGUCCAAGUCCAACCAUGUAUUGGAAGAGAGGUGCGACCACGGCACGUCUUACUAGAGCACACAGCCCUUGAGAUGACAGGAAGGGACCACCCAGGUCUGAUGUCCGAGAUAUCAGCAGUGCUGGCUGAGAUGGGAUGCCACGUGUCUGCUGCUGUGGCAUGGACCCACAACGCCCGAGUGGCAUGCAUCAUCUAUGUGGAAGAUGAAUCAAGAGGUGGGCCCAUCACCGACCCAUGUCGGGUGGCCCAUGUGCAGGCGCAGCUGGAGAAUGUGGUGGAGGCACACCACUGCAACGGAGAGCGGAGAAGCGUGAGGUUAGCCAACCCGGCUGCUGGCCAGACCCACACAGAGAGGCGGCUGCACCAACUGAUGGUGACGGAUAAAGAUUAUGAGGGAUGCCAUUGCUGUAAUGGCAACAAUGGUGAUCACAAAGUGCACAAGAACGGAAGGUGGCAUGAUAGGCAGAGGAGGGGGUGUGAUACUACGCAAGUGACAAUAGAGAACUGCGAAGAGAAGGGGUACUCCAUAGUUACCGUGAGAAGUAAAGAUCGGCCGAAAUUACUUUUUGAUACUGUGUGUACUCUGACGGACAUGCAGUACGUGGUGUUUCAUGCGGCCAUUAGCUCUAAGGGCUCUGCAGCUGUUCAGGAAUAUUAUAUACGGCACAAAGAUGGGUGCACCUUGAAUUCGGAGAGUGAGAGGUGUAGAGUCACCGAGUGCCUGAUUGCAGCCACAGAGAGAAGAGUUUCUCAUACUCACAACCGUGCACUUGAGCAGGGUCUGAGGCUGGAUGUCUGCACUCAAAACAGGUUAGGACUACUUUCAGACGUCACACGGGUUUUCCGAGAGAACGGGCUAUCCAUAACGAGGACUGAGAUUGGAACAAGUGGUGAGAGAGCAGUCGGCACAUUCUACGUCAAAGACGCUUCAGGGCACAAUUUGAACCCACAAACAGUGGAGGCUGUGAGACGAGAAAUUGGUGGCACUAUACUGGUGGUUAACGAAUCCUCUGUUUCAUCACCUCCAAAUUCAUCAAGCACAAGUAGAAGCAAUAGCGGUAAAGAAGAGAAUAGGCCAAGAUUUUCCCUAGGAAGCUUGUUGUGGUCGCAGCUUGAGUGGCUCUCGAGCAAUUUCAGACCCGUAAAAUCCUGA
This is a messenger RNA of Ilex paraguariensis (yerba mate), 1686 nucleotides long. Lineage: Eukaryota; Viridiplantae; Streptophyta; Magnoliopsida; Aquifoliales; Aquifoliaceae. The record is from the annotation of a GenBank genome assembly.